AUGGCGGGUCGAGGUCCCAGAGUGAGUGGCCUGCUAGGACUGGUUCUGUGCUGCAUUGGCUGGCGCCUGGUGCUGCCCGCCAGGGCGUGCCACCCCUCGGACCUGGCGGCGCUGCUGGGCUUCAAGGCCACCGUCGCCGGGGACCCUUCCGGGAUUCUCCGGUCGUGGAAUGGCUCCUCGAACUGCUGCUCCGCCUGGGCCGGCGUCGCGUGCGACUCCGCCACCGGCCGCGUCGUCAACCUCACCCUCCCGGGGUUCUACUCCGACGGGGAGGGCUUCGUGGCUGAUACCUACAUCGCCGGAGUCCUCUCCCCUUCCCUCGCCGGUCUCUCCUUCCUCCGGCUGCUCGAUCUCAGCAACCUCAAGCAGCUCGGCGGAGUCAUCCCGCAGGAACUUGGCCAGCUUUCCGGCCUCACCCACCUGUUCCUCCAGUCGAACAACCUCUCCGGCAGCAUCCCUUUCACCUUCGGCCGGCUCCGGCGGCUCCAAGCUCUCCAUCUCAGCUCCAAUCGCCUCUCCGGUGCCAUUCCAGCUUCCAUGGGGUCGAUGUCGUCGCUGUCCGAGCUCGAUCUGGCCGGGAACAGGCUCUCUGGCCAGAUCCCGCCGUCGAUCGGACGGCUCAGAGAGCUCACGAAGGUGGAUCUCAGCGGUAACCUCCUCUCCGGCAGCAUUCCGGCGGGGAUCGGCGAUCUGUGGAAGCUCACGUACCUUGACUUGUCGGAGAACAGGAUCGGCGGGCGCAUUCCCGACUCCAUCGGAGGCCUCUCCAGCUUGCAGGUGCUUUACAUGAAUCAAAACCAGCUCAGCGGGAGAAUCCCCGCCUCCAUCUCCGGUAUGGGAUCCCUCCAGUUCUGUCGCCUCUCGGAGAAUCGCCUCACAGGUCCCCUGCCGGCUUCCAUCGGCGAACUCAGGAGCGUCCAGCAUCUGAUUCUGGAGAAUAACCGAAUCUCCGGAGAACUGCCCCCUACCAUGGGCCGGGUCGGCUCUCUCACCGACGUCUUCUUUUCGAACAACCAGUUCACCGGCGAGAUCCCGGCCACAUUCGGAGACCUGAGGAAUCUUCAGACGCUGGACCUCUCACGGAACAGCCUCUCCGGCCCCAUCCCCGCGGAUUUCUCCAGGCUGGUCGGCCUCCAAAAUCUGGAUCUCUCAUAUAACCCCCUGCGGCUGGCCGAUCUGCCGGACUGGUUCGCGGAGCUCAAUCUCUUCAAGCUGAUGCUCGCCGGCACCGGCGUGGAGGGCCCCCUUCCGGCCUGGCUGGCAGAGUCGUCCAUCUCCGUGCUGGAUCUGUCCAGCAACGGGCUGACGGGGUCGAUCCCGCCAUGGAUCGGCAACAUGACGGCGCUCUCCUUCCUCAAUCUGUCCAACAACGGGCUCCGAUCGGCGAUUCCCCGCGAAUUCUCCGACCUCUCCCUGCUGAUGAACCUCGAUCUCCACUCCAACGCGCUCUCCGGCCCCGUCGACGCCGUCUUCUCCAAGCGGACGCAGGAUCCGCUUGGCCACUACGUCUCCAUCGACCUCUCCGGGAACCGCUUAUCCGGCCCGAUCAAGGAGAAGGCCGGGCAGAUCUCGGCCAUGGACUCGGUGGAGGAGCUUCUGCUGUCACAGAACCCCCUGGGAGGGGCGAUUCCGCGCUGGCUGGGGAGCCUGCCGUCGCUGAAGGUGCUGAAACUCGCCGGAACCGAUCUGACUGGGGAGAUCCCGGAGGAGUUGCUCGGUCUGUCGUCGCUGGUGGAGCUCGAUCUGUCGGAGAACCACCUCUCCGGCCCGAUCCCCCGCCACCGCGGCGGCAUUCCAGCGGCGGCCUUCCGAGGAAACCCGGGGCUCUGCGGCGCGCCGCUCCCUCCCUGCAGAAACCACGCCGAGUCGUCGCGGGGGGGACGACGGCGCUUGGCGGGAUCGUUUUAA
Spirodela intermedia is the source of this 1908-nucleotide messenger RNA. The record is from the annotation of a GenBank genome assembly. NCBI's taxonomy places the organism in Eukaryota, Viridiplantae, Streptophyta, Magnoliopsida, Alismatales, Araceae.